Messenger RNA from Aspergillus terreus NIH2624, 2076 nucleotides. Its product is annotated as TTC39/IML2 family protein. Lineage: Eukaryota; Fungi; Ascomycota; Eurotiomycetes; Eurotiales; Aspergillaceae. The transcript is spliced from 4 exons. The record is from RefSeq and is a predicted model, not a curated record. The coding region runs from base 1 to 2076 and encodes 691 amino acids. Gene Ontology annotation, cellular component: cytosol; nucleus; mitochondrial outer membrane.
AUGUUCAAGGUGGGUUCGUGGCUCUAUGGCAAAAAGCCGGGGACGGCUUCGACUCAGUCGUUGGACUCCUUGACGGAAUUGCGGGACUCUGCAACCCUUAUCCUCAACGACGACGUCGAUGGUGCCGAAGAUGGACUCUCAGAGGGAAUCUCGUCCUUCCAUAAUUUGGGAAGAGGUGUCGUGGCGUUCAUCCGUGCAACGCUCGGCUUUGAACAGGAGAUCAUGCGCCAGGCAUCGGAACGGUUAAACAUUGCGGAGACCAGCGCUGCCAGUGAUCAACAUAAAGCACAACAUAACUCGCACGCGCCCAAUACCUACCAUUCGCAGAUCUAUGUCCCCGGCACCGAGUUCGCCCUUUGUCAAGCAAUGGCACAGCUGAUGAGCGCUGUCGUCGGGGUGCUCAACGAAAGUCUCACGGAGAGCAUCAAGGGGUUCUAUAAGAUGAGAAAAGCGUAUAUCACACUGGAUGGUAUCUUGAAGAUGGAGCAGAAGUUCAUGCAGAUGAAGAGAUCUGGGGAGCUGUCUCCUCCAGAACUCGCCCAGUCAUCCAGCCGAAGCUCCGGACAGGGCGCAGAUGCGAAAUCCAACCCAACCACUCCUGUAGAGGCAGGAGGUUUGUCUCAGAAGCUUUCUGAGCUCAACGUCUCCCGCGAGCCUACGGAUUCCGACAUGUCUGUGGAGACCUCUAGCGAAAUGCUCAGCCAUGACCCUGAUUCGGACAUCUUCAGAAACCAGAUCGAUGUGUUCGUGCAUUCGGGAGCCAACUUCUGCUUCGGCAUUCUUCUUCUCCUCAUCUCGAUGGUGCCCCCGGCGUUCAGCAAACUGCUGGGUAUUAUCGGCUUCCAUGGCGACAAGGAACGCGGACUGAAGAUGCUGUGGCAAGCUAGUAAAUUCCACAAUUUGAUCGGCGCUAUUGCUGCAUUCGCGAUGUUAGGUUAUUACAACGGGUUCGUCCGUUACUGCGACAUCAUGCCAGAUCCGGUUUCCAGAGAAGAAGGGGAUGUGCAGGCCUACCCUCAGGAGAGGCUCGAAGCUCUCUUGGCGAAGAUGAGAAAACAGUUCCCCAAGAGUCAGCUGUGGCUGCUCGAGGAAUCUCGCAUGGAGGGUGCCAACAAAAAUCUCGAACGGGCGUUGGAGCUUCUGUGUGGAGAAGAGCGCAGCCCGCUUAAGCAGGUCGAAGCUCUGAGGGUGUUUGAGCGGAGUCUAAACGCAAUGUACCUGCAUCGAUACCAACUGUGCUCGGAAUCGUUCAUCGAGUGCGUCGACUUGAAUUCCUGGUCUCGGUCGCUAUACUACUACAUUGCGGGAGCGGCCCACGUCUCCUUAUAUCGGUCCGCUCUUGGCAAGGAUGCUAGUGAAGCGACCAAGCAUGCGGAACAGGCAACCGAGUAUUUCCGGACAGCUCCUCCAUUGGCUGGAAAGAAACGCUUUAUGGCCCGACAGCUCCCAUUUGAUGUUUUUGUUGCCCGAAAGAUCGCCAAGUGGGAGGCACGGGCCAAGGAGUGGAAAGUGCCGCUCGUCGACGCCGUUGGAGUGGACCCGAUUGAGGAAAUGAUUUUCUUCUGGAACGGCCAUAGUCGCAUGACGCAGGCGCAUCUGGAGGAGUCGUUGCAGCACCUCGCCUGGUCAGAAAGCGACGCCAACAAGCACUGGUCUCGCGAAGGGCCCGAGGAGAAGGCCAUUCUCCAGCUCGUUCGUGCGGCGGUGCUGCGCUCCAUGCGCAAGCAUAGCGAGGCCAAAGAUCUCCUUCAACGGGGUAUUUUAGACCAUGACAAGAGCCUGUUCGUCGGCCACCUCAAGGAUAACUGGAUUGGACCGGCGGCUCAUUUCGAAAUGGCCGCUAACCUUUGGAUGGAGCGUCCGACCUACAUUGAGAUCCACGGUGGCCCAGAUGAAGAGAAUCCCGGGGAGGAUGCACAUCAGCUGGAGAGGAAUAAGGUCCGCCAAUGCAAGGAGUAUCUCGAAAAGGCGGCUCGGUGGGAGAGCUAUGAGCUCGAUGCUCGAAUUGGCCUGAAGGUGACGGCUGCGUUGGAGGCAGUCCAUAAGUGGGAGACCGCACAUUCUGCUACUAGUUGA